Trichosurus vulpecula (common brushtail) is the source of this 823-nucleotide messenger RNA. RefSeq names its product coiled-coil-helix-coiled-coil-helix domain containing 10 (gene CHCHD10). Gene Ontology annotation, cellular component: mitochondrion; nucleus. The transcript has 4 exons. The coding region runs from base 16 to 660 and encodes 214 amino acids. The record is from RefSeq and is a predicted model, not a curated record. Gene Ontology annotation, biological process: mitochondrion organization. NCBI's taxonomy places the organism in Eukaryota, Metazoa, Chordata, Mammalia, Diprotodontia, Phalangeridae.
UCAAGGCCCUGCUCCAUGGAUCUACAAGCCCGGUCCCAGGGUCCCCCCGGGAGAUGCUGCACCAGGAAUGUCCCGGUGCCUGGGGCCAAGGAGCUGUCUUUGCCCCUAGGGAAAGGACAAGGGGGCGGACGCUCAGCCUCCCAGGGGCCCCGCCCCCUCGGCCAGGCCCCACCCCAACUCCUACAGCCCCAGCCUAGGCCGCUGUCACCUCCGGGCGGGCCCUGUCCUGGUCCCUCGAACCCCGCCAUGCCCCGCGGAAGCCGCAGCACUGCCGCGCCUGCCCCAUCGGGCAGCCGCCUGAUUCCCCCGACGGCCCCAGCUGCGGCCCCGGCCCACGCCCCGAGGAGCGGGCAGCCAGGCCUCCUGUCCCAGAUGGCAUCCACGGCGGCGGGCGUGGCCGUGGGCUCGGCUGUAGGCCACGUGGUGGGCAGUGCCCUGACCGGGGUCCUCAGCGGGGGCAGCAGCCCCCAGCCAGAGCCGACCCCCCGCCCGGCCCAGGCCCCCCAGGCAUCACCAUCAGCCCCUUCAAGGCCCUGCUACUAUGAAAUCAAGCAGUUCCUGGACUGUUCUACCAGCCAGAAUGAGCUGACCCUGUGUGAGGGCUUCAGUGAGGCCCUGAAGCAGUGUCAGCAUAGCUAUGGCCUAACCACACUUCUGUGAAGCCAGACGCCGCAGCCCGCCGUGGGGGUCCCGCUCUGCCAACACCUCCAUUGCCCAUAGCAGGAGAUCGGCUGACGGGAGUCAGUCUUCUUUGGAGAUGUUCUUGGGAAGGACACUUGGGAAAGGGACUAUGUCCAAUUAAACAGGGGUCUCUUGUCCUUCA